Messenger RNA from Jaculus jaculus (lesser Egyptian jerboa), 1434 nucleotides. RefSeq names its product enkurin, TRPC channel interacting protein (gene Enkur). The transcript is spliced from 5 exons. The record is from RefSeq and is a predicted model, not a curated record. Gene Ontology annotation, cellular component: acrosomal vesicle. Lineage: Eukaryota; Metazoa; Chordata; Mammalia; Rodentia; Dipodidae. Gene Ontology annotation, molecular function: calmodulin binding. The coding region runs from base 201 to 971 and encodes 256 amino acids.
AAGAGUAUUUUCCUUUCUUUCCCUGGAGAGAGGGCUUCUAAGAAAGGGUCAAAAGAGGAUUAUGUGAAAGAGAAACCUGAGUUCCUUGAUAAAGGAGCAAGAAAAGGAAGGAGAAGCAGUGAAGAAAAGAACAGAGAUACUGGUCUAGGGAGAGAAAAGUCUAGGGAGGACACUAAUUUUUAAGGAGUCCUUUGCUAACCAUGGAGUCAGCGUGCUUUUCCGAGAGUAUUUAUAAUCUCAUACCCAGUGACUUGAAGGAGCCGCCCCAGCCUCCUAGGUAUUCAUCCAUGUUUAAGGAAGCUGUUAAAAAUGACAUGAAAAAAUUUAAAACUUCGAUGAAAACAAUGGGACCUGCAAAAGUGGAUGUUCCUUCUCCAAAGGAUUUUCUAAAGAAACAUUCAAAGGAAAAAUCUCUUCCACCCAAAGGCAAAUUUCAGAGAAGGGAUGCCAGGAAGCCUGCUGUGCCCUUGAGGACUGACCACCCAGUCAUGGGGAUCCAGAGUGGAAAAAACUUUAUAAAUACAAAUGCAGCUGAUGUCAUCAUGGGCGUGGCUAAAAAGCCUAAGCCAAUUUAUGUCGACAAAAGAACUGGAGACAAGCAUGACCUUGAAACUUCUGGACUGGUUCCAAAGUACAUCAAUAAAAAGGAUUAUGGCGUGAUACCUGAAUACAUAUGUAAGCGAAACGAGGAAGUGAAGAAAGCGCAGGAAGAGUAUAAUAAUUACAUUCAGGAAAGCCUUCGGAAAGCAGCUAUGAAGAGACUCUCUGAUGAAGAAAGGGAGGGGGUUCUGCAGGGGCUAAAGAAGAACUGGGAGGAGGUGCACAAGGAGUUCCAGUCCCUCUCCGUCUUCAUAGACUCCAUACCGAAGAAGAUUCGCAAGCAGAAGCUGGAAGAAGAAAUGAAGCAGCUGGAAUAUGACAUCAGUGUCCUAGAAAAGCACAAAAUUAUCUACAUUGCCAAUAAGAAAUAAUGGAUUUUUAAAAGUAUAUGAAUUUAAUUUAGAAAAAAGUAGAAAAUAUAAAAAUAAAAUUUUUCAAAGAGGAAAAAUCCUAUGAAGAAAAUAAAAAUUAAUUUUCAUCAAAACACACAGUGUUAAAAGAACUGAAUUUCUCACUUGUACAAGAGAAACCUUUUUUUCUAAACCAAUGUCACAUUUUCCACAUAUAAACCAUUGAAGUGUGAGACUGUGUCCCAGGUCUAUAUUCUUUAAUGUGCAUCAUUAUUAUUGGGUAAUUGUUUCACAUAGACAUUAAUUUCUGGCCCCUGAAAGAUAAAUCCAGCAUUUACAACUUCAUUACUUUUUCACUGCAAUGCAUAAUACAAAGAGCAUGGCUCAAUAAAAAUCAAUAAUUCUGUAUUUAAAUACAAGGGUAUGAUUUCUUGCUACCCUGAAGUAUUUCCUAUAGAUUAUUUCCAAAAUUUAAAAUACAUAC